AGAUCAACUAGAAGUCGAGUUAUUAUGUGUUGCUCUUACAACUGAGAUCCAACACAAGCCAUUCGUCAGGUAGUGUAUAAAUAACCACUUGAGUAGACAGUUAAUUGUCAUUAUAGUUGUGUGAACGCUCUCUUUAAAUCUGUUUGUUCCUCCUGGUAAAUGUUCAUCUGAUAAUGAUUAUAGUUGAGUUUCUGCAGAAAUGAAAGUGAAACUCAGAGCAGUCGGGACUUUUCCUCAGCGCCUCCUCGAUGCUCAUCAGUGAUUCUGUGAUUUCUCUCUGGACAAACUCCACUCACUGAAGCAGAAAAGCUUGUUAAUGACGCUGAAAGAAGUAUAUUUAGAUGUUCGCAUGAGAUUAAAAGUGCCAUUUAAAAAAUAAAAAAACAGAAAUGAAAGAGGAACGAGUGUGUUUGAGAGAAUUUCCCUUUGUGUUUCCAACAAGAAAGCAUUCAACACCUGCGGCAGCAUGUCUGAAUCUACACGUCUGCGAGAUGUUCAUGAACUGACUUCUCCGUAUAAAAGCCUACAUGACAGUUAUGUGUCCAAUAAAAGAAAUCAGAAGUGUUCAGUAUCGGCUCUGGUGGCCACCGGGUGUCUGAUUGGUGUAGGGAUAUUGCUGGCCAUCGUGGUGAUUGAGAAAAUAAAACAUGAAAAAGAGAUCAAUGAAGCGCUGAAUCCUCAUCUCUCAUCAACCUGCUGUAAUGACACCGACCCCAAUGAGCAGAGCAGUGUUGUUCUGGUGGAGAGUUUCCCUGUGGAUGUGGAUCUGCGCAGAAACUCCAGCGCUGGAUCAGACCUGUAUGAGGCCUGGAGGAAGCUCCUGUCUCUGGCCACAGAACAGAUCGAUGUGGCGUCUUUCUACUGGUCCCUGACGGAUCAAGACAUCGGAGUCAACUCCACUGCUGACACACCUGGCAGAGCUAUUCUGGAGGAGUUCAAAGCUUUAGCAUCCAGGAAUGUGUCUGUGCGGGUGGUGAGCAGCAUUCCCACACUGGCCCCCAAUUCAACAGACCUGGAGGUCCUGCAGAAACACGGAGUGCAGGUUCGUCAGGUGGACUUUGGUCGUCUCACUAGAGGAAUCCUUCACUCCAAGUUCUGGAUUGUGGACAGAAAACACCUUUACAUCGGCAGCGCAAACAUGGACUGGAGAGCUUUAACACAGGUGCGUGAGCUGGGUGUGCUGCUCCUGAACUCCAGCACUCUGGCUGUGGAUCUGCAGAAGAUCUUUGAGUCCUACUGGAUGAUGGGGGUCUGGAACUCCUCCAUCCCACAGCGCUGGCCGGACACACUCCAGACGCACAUCAAUGAGGAGCAGCCACUGAACACCAGCCUGAGUGGAAUCAACAGCAGAGCCUCUCCACCAGCAUUCUGUCCAGACUCUCGAACCCGUGAUCUCUCCGCCAUCCUGUCUGCCAUCAGAGGAGCACAGAGCUUCAUCCAUGUGUCCGUCAUGGAGUAUUAUCCUGCUUCCAAAUACUUCCAUCUCCACGGGUACUGGCCGGUGCUGGAGGACGCUCUGAAGCACGCGGCAUUCGACAGGCGUGUGGCUGUGCGUCUGCUAGUUAACUGCGGUCGAGAAAGUGAUCCGUCCGUCUGGCCGUUUCUCCGCUCACUGGAUGCUCUUCAUUCGCCAUCAGACAACAUCAACAUCGCUGUGAGAGUGUUCAUUAUUCCUGCAGGAAACCAGACACGCAUCCCUUACACCCGAAUCAACCACAGUAAAUACAUGGUGACUGAUAAACUGGCCUAUAUAGGGACGUCGAACUGGUCAGCAGACUACUUCAACACCACCGCUGGAGUGGGGUUAGUGGUUUCCCAGGAUGCUUUGCAGGAAAACUCAUUCCAGCAGCAGCUGAGGGCUGUUUUUCAGAGAGACUGGAGCUCUGAGUUCUCCAUCCCUCUGUCUGAACUCCAGCACAACCACGACUGCGCUUUCCCCACACACAUGCCAUGAUCACACACACACACACAGUUAGACAUACACACACACAUACACACAAACACAGGUGACAUAAAGAGGUAAAGACAUAAACACACAGGUCAAAAACACACACGUAUACACAAACACACACAGGUGAGACACAUACACAAGUGAGAAAAAUACAAACACACACAGGCAAGAUACACACACAGGUGAAAUACACACACUUAAACACCACAGAUACACACAUAUACACAAACUGGUAAGAUAUGUGCACACACACACACACACACACACGGGUGAGGCAGACAGACAGACUCACACACAUUUAUAUAUACAAACACACACACUGGUGAGAUGCACGCACACACACACACACACAAUUAUAUAUACAAACACACACUGGUGAGAUGCGCGCGCGCACACACACACACACACACACACACACACACACACACACACACAUUUAUAUAUACAAACACACACACUGGUGAGAUACACACACACACACCUCACUGCACAGACAUAGUAUAUCCCUUUCACACCUGCUAUAAAUAAGGGAAGCUUCCGGUCCGGCAGCCUGUGCUUCAGUUCAGUGUAAAUCUGAUUGAGGAGCUCAGGUGUAAUGAUAGAGGACUGCAGAGCUUUGCAGUAUUAUCAGUGUUUCAGCUCAAAUGCACAGAAAGAUUUGAACAAGCUCACCGUAUAGAAUUGAGCAUUUCAGAUUUCAGAAGUGACUUUUAUAGUUUGUCCUCUGAAAAAUGACUCCAUAUAGAAAAUAAAUGUAGAAAUAAUUCAAAAUAUUCAUCUAAAAUCUAUUUUAAUAAUCAAUAAAAGUGUAUAUUUUACAGGAUGAGAUAUUUGAGUACA
This is a messenger RNA of Danio aesculapii, 2791 nucleotides long. RefSeq names its product 5'-3' exonuclease PLD4. Gene Ontology annotation, molecular function: catalytic activity. The record is from RefSeq and is a predicted model, not a curated record. The coding region runs from base 467 to 1954 and encodes 495 amino acids. NCBI's taxonomy places the organism in Eukaryota, Metazoa, Chordata, Actinopteri, Cypriniformes, Danionidae. The transcript has 12 exons.